Penicillium digitatum Pd1 is the source of this 1089-nucleotide messenger RNA. RefSeq names its product protein-histidine N-methyltransferase. NCBI's taxonomy places the organism in Eukaryota, Fungi, Ascomycota, Eurotiomycetes, Eurotiales, Aspergillaceae. Gene Ontology annotation, biological process: peptidyl-histidine methylation, to form tele-methylhistidine. The record is from RefSeq and is a predicted model, not a curated record. Gene Ontology annotation, molecular function: protein-L-histidine N-tele-methyltransferase activity.
AUGGCAUUCAGCUUUGGAUUCUCGGGGGAUGAUAUUGACAUUGAUGAUGCGGAGAUCAAUACUGAUUCCUCCGAUGCCCUCUCCCAGCAAGCUGUGGGCAAUUCUCUCCCAGAGCUCAUGAAAGCGGCUAAACAUGAUGUGAAUGAAUGGCUUUCAAUUCUUCCCUCCCAAAUCUUCUACAAUAAGCUCACAAUUAGCGAUACGCCUCUUGCCGUCGCUCGUCGAGAGAUCUUUGAUAUUCGCACCCAGCUCAUGGCCGAAGACAGCGCAGGCCAUGAUAAUGAAGAGCUAAUUGCUGGUAUUGAAAAAGGAGACAUCACGCCCAAUUUCUAUGAAGGCGGUUUCAAAACCUGGGAGUGUGCCUUGGAUCUAGCCAAGCUCUCUGUCAAUGAGGACAUUCUGAAUGAAUCCUCCGAAAACCCAACAGACCUCCACAUAAUUGAGCUUGGCGCAGGCACAGCAGUCCCAUCAUUGUCACUAUUCGCCCGCCUUCUUAACGAAGCUGAGCCUGGCCAGAGCAAAAGAAAGACUCUCUUCACCUUUGCAGACUACAACUCGGACGUGCUCCGUCUCGUCACGCUCCCGAAUCUCCUUCUAACAUGGCACAAUAGCCGCUCCCAAACAGCGGCUUCAACCGCGUCAACUGCACCAGACCAGGACGAAGAGCUAGAUAUCACCCCUGAGCUGGUUCAAGAAUUCAAAAAUGAUCUGGCUCAGCGUGGGAUCUCGGUCGAAUUCGUUUCGGGCGCUUGGUCGUCCGAGUUUGUGGAUCUGGUCUUCUCGUCCGGUGAUGGCGCUCGCAAGACUCUGGUUCUUGCUAGUGAGACGAUUUACUCGCCCGCAUCGCUGGCUGCGUUUUCAGAGACGCUUUUCGCGCUGCUGCGCCGCUCGAACACUGCAUCGGCAAGAAGUCGGGCUCUCGUCGCGGCGAAGAAGGUUUAUUUCGGAGUUGGUGGCGGCAUUGAUGAGUUCCUUGCUGUGCUGCACAAUGUCUGUGCUAGCGAGCUGGAUGUACAGCAGAAAUUGAACAUUCAGUCAGAGGGUGUGGGCAGAGUUGUUCUGGAGGUUGUGCCGUCAAACCGGCCCUAG